UUUCAUUGUGUCUCAUUUAUAUAAUUACGAGUCCUGUAAAGAUAAUUAGAAUGACUAAAUUUAAUACACUUUUUAUAAUUUUGUUAGCGAUUUUUGGAAGUGAUGGCUACAGAAUUUUAGCAGUUUUCCCCUUUAACUCAAGGAGUCAUAAUAUAUUCUUGGAAGGUGUCUCGAGAGGAUUAGCAAAUCGAGGACAUCAAGUCGAUGUGAUUUCUCACUUUGAGAUGAAAAAUCCGCCAAAAACGUUAAAGACAAUCGUCAACUUACAUGGUACGAGGGCGAAUUUAAUGAACAACUUCACUAUUGAAUUCGCAUCUCAAUUAGGUUCGGACCUUGUUCCCUUCAUUGCCAAGCUUUAUGGAAACGAACUUUGCGAAUUAAUGGGCCUUGAGAAGUUUCAGAAAUUUCUUAGGAAUCUUCUUCAUUAUGACGCUGUUGUUACAGAGGCAUUUGGUGCAAAUUGUUUUAUGGGACUAGGACACAUUCUAAAAAAUGCUCCCGUAAUAGCAGUUGCUACAACUUUGGAAUAUUCAUGGAUAAGUGAUGCAGUGCGAAAUCCAGAUUCAACUGCUUUUGCACCGAACGUGUUAUUGGAUUCAGAUAUUUCUACUUUUUGGGACCGAUUAAAAAAUACAAUCGUGACCGAACUAAGUAAAUUUAGAUUUUAUAUUUAUACCAAAGAAGCACAAACAAAGGCAAUGAGAAAAUACUUGAGACCGAAUAUGCCAAAUAUUAGAGAAGUUGAGAGAAGUGUCGCUUUGACAUUGGUUAAUUCUUUUCAUAGUAUAUUUGGUAUAAGAAUCAGAUCACCAGGUUUUAUCGACAUAGCAGGAAUUCACAUUGAAGAUAACGAUGAUAAAUUAUCUCUGGAUCUUCAAAAAUGGAUGGACGAAAGUAAGGAUGGAGUUGUUUAUUUUACUCUGGGAUCAAUGGUAAUAAUCGAAACACUUUCAAAAGAAACACUGCUUGCUAUUUACGCAUCUUUUUCAAAAAUAGCACCUAUUCGAGUGCUACUGAAAGUUGUAGAUGCAAAAAAACUACCCCCGAAUCUACCAAAGAAUGUGAGAACUUCUAAAUGGAUUCCUCAAAUUCCAGUUUUAAGACACAAUAACACGCGAUUAUUCAUCAUGCACGGGGGCCUCAUGGGAAUUGAGGAAGCAAUUUAUUAUGGUGUCCCACUAAUUGGAAUGCCGAUAUAUGGUGAUCAAUUUUCCAAUGUGCGUAUUGUUGUUAAAAAAAAUAUGGCUGUUCGAAUGGAUUACAGGAAGAUAACAGAACAAACUUUAGACAAGGCAUUAAAAACGGUUCUCACUAAUCCUUUAUUCAGAGAGUCGGCAAAAUAUGAAUCUCGACUUUUUCGAGAUCGUCCGAUGACUGCAACAGAGACAACCAAUUUCUGGGUCGAGUAUGUGAUCAGGAAUGGACCAGAAGUUUUUAAAUCACCUGCUAUUGAUAUGUAUUGGUGGCAGAUUGCACUUCUGGACGUAUAUAUUUUUAUAUUAUUAUGCUUUGUUCUAAUAAUUUAUUUAACUAUAUUUAUUGUAAAGUAUGCAUUUUCUCUAUUUUUUAGAACUUUAGGAGAUCGUCAACUUAAGAAUAAAAAGAAACAAUGACUUGGAUAU
Molecule: messenger RNA, 1622 nt
Organism: Belonocnema kinseyi
Lineage: Eukaryota; Metazoa; Arthropoda; Insecta; Hymenoptera; Cynipidae
Product: UDP-glucuronosyltransferase 2C1-like
Exons: 5
Coding region: 51-1613 (520 amino acids)
Molecular function (GO): UDP-glycosyltransferase activity
Source: RefSeq, a predicted model, not a curated record